Messenger RNA from Trichophyton benhamiae CBS 112371, 762 nucleotides. RefSeq names its product polysaccharide deacetylase (NodB), putative. The record is from RefSeq and is a predicted model, not a curated record. Gene Ontology annotation, cellular component: membrane. Gene Ontology annotation, molecular function: hydrolase activity, acting on carbon-nitrogen (but not peptide) bonds. Gene Ontology annotation, biological process: carbohydrate metabolic process. The transcript has a single exon. NCBI's taxonomy places the organism in Eukaryota, Fungi, Ascomycota, Eurotiomycetes, Onygenales, Arthrodermataceae. Bases 1 to 762 code for a protein of 253 amino acids.
AUGCUGUCACUAUUUGGCUAUGCCCUUGCUGCUAUCCUCAUAAUAAUUCCUCUCUAUAUUUUGUACAAACCUCCCAGAUUUGUUAUCCGGUUUGCCCAGCGCAAAUGGGAAGAUGUCCUGUGGAAUGUUGCGACGUCUAAACGGAUAGUUGCGCUUACAAUUGAUGAUGGGCCAUCGGAGUACACGUCAGAGAUACUAGAUAUCCUUAGAUCUAACGACGCGACGGCAACUUUCUUUGUUAUCGGAUCCCAUGCAACACCUGAUCGUGAGGAGAUUCUGCGCAACCUCAUCCGCCAUGGAAACGAAUUGGCGAAUCAUGCUAUGCGUGACGAGCCCUCUUAUCUGUUAAGCGAAACAGAACUCAUCGAUAACAUCAACUGCGUUCAGAAGAUAAUAUCUGAUAUCGAAGCCACUGCCCGUCCAGGAGCAAACGAUGUGGGCUUGGAUAGCAAAAUGGCUCAGAGCGCCUUGUAUUUUCGCCCAGGAGGUGGAUUUUUUUCCACAAAAAUGAGGGAGAUUCUUUCAAAAAUGGGAUACCAUCUCACCCUUGGAGAUAUCUAUCCUCACGAUCCCUUCGUGCCAUUCUGGAAAAUCAACAAUUGGCAUAUAUUGAGUUCCAUACACCCCGGAGGAAUAAUAAUCUGCCAUGACGGGCGAUCUUGGACGCCACCAAUGCUACGGAAGUUAUUACCAGAACUGAAGCGUCGUGGUUUCCAGGUAGUUACUUUAACUGCGUUGUUGAAAGAAGGAAAAUGCACUUAA